AUGGCGGCAACAACAUCAACAAUAAAAGAAGAUGAUCAUCAAUUCCUCCUUAAGAAACAAUCGAAGCUGGACGAAGAGAAAACUAUGUGUUCGAACAAGAAUAGGUUCGAGUUAGAAUUAGAAUUCGUGCAAUCGUUGGCGAACCCGCGAUAUUUACACCAUCUGGCGACGACGACUUCGACGACUUCGACGACGACUUCAUCCAACAACAACAACAACGAAGAUGAUGAUGAUGAUGAUGAUAAAGAACCAAUUGAUAUCCUCAACAGCAAAGAAAUGAUCGAAUACUUAUCCUACCUCCAGUACUGGUAUCGAGACCCGAGAUAUUCGAAAUACAUCUUAUACCCGCACUGUUUAUACUUUCUGAAACUUUUGCAAACGGAUGAGUUUCGGAAAGCGAUGCGAAACCCACGAAGGGUAGAGGAAGUGCACGUGGCGCAGUUUACGUUUUGGGCGGAGGAUUUGACCGAAAGAGUGAGGAAAGUGACGACGACCACCGCCACCAACGACGACGGUAUCGAGGAAAGUAAAAAGAAGUAG
Messenger RNA from Bathycoccus prasinos, 540 nucleotides. RefSeq lists its product with no specific name. The record is from RefSeq and is a predicted model, not a curated record. NCBI's taxonomy places the organism in Eukaryota, Viridiplantae, Chlorophyta, Mamiellophyceae, Mamiellales, Bathycoccaceae. The transcript has a single exon. Gene Ontology annotation, biological process: regulation of transcription by RNA polymerase II. The coding region runs from base 1 to 540 and encodes 179 amino acids. Gene Ontology annotation, cellular component: core mediator complex; mediator complex. Gene Ontology annotation, molecular function: transcription coregulator activity.